This is a messenger RNA of Penicillium hordei, 1671 nucleotides long. Its product is annotated as RTC4 family protein. Bases 1 to 1671 code for a protein of 556 amino acids. Lineage: Eukaryota; Fungi; Ascomycota; Eurotiomycetes; Eurotiales; Aspergillaceae. The record is from RefSeq and is a predicted model, not a curated record. The transcript has 2 exons.
AUGGUGGCUCAGGCCAAACCUGAUUCCAGCUAUGCGUCCAAUCGCAUGACGAAGAGCAAUCCUCCGCCCAAGCAUCUUUUGUCUACUUUCAAUAAAACUGAGCCUGAAGAUGCGAGGAUCGAUUUCGCGACAAAAAAUAAAGAGGCUGGCCAACCUAGUGACGAGGGAAAACUGGAGAUUGAUACAGACGCUGAGCCUUUGAGCUCCGAUGAAGAGGAAGCAGAAGGCUCCAAAGUGGAUGUUGCUCAACCUAGCAUCGAGAACAAGCUAGAGAUUGAUACAGACAUCGAUCCUCUCAGCUCCCCACUGAGUUCCCCACCUCUGAGCUCCCCGCCUCCAAGCUCCCCGCCUCUCGGCUACAAUGAAGAGGAAUCGGAAGACCCGGCUUCAAAUGCUGCUCAGCCUAGCAACAAGAAAGAGUGGGAUAUCGACACCGAUGCUGAUCCUCUAAGUUCCGAUGAAGAGCAUGCUAGCGAUAGCGAUGCUUCCCCAUGUCGCAAAGACGUGAACUAUACGACUACGACCUUGGAGGAGAAGCUUGCGGAAGGAAACGAUAAGACAUACAGUAGUCCACAAACCCAUAGUCGAAACCCUCGCAAAAGCGAAUUUUCACGAAACCUCAGUGCUAUGAUGGGCUCUGAUAGUGACGAUCUAUUUUCCUUCUCCUCGCAGAGUCACAAGCGGCGAAAGGCAACAAAAUAUGCGUCUGUGUCCAAGACGAGCUAUUUUAACAGGCCAUCUUUCCCCCCACGACCGACUGAGAAAUCGAAAGAGCCGUCGCCAGUGGAGGAAGCCCCCACAGAACCCGAGGAGACUUUUAUUAUGCCAAAGGAUGUUGAAAAUUCGAGUUUUAGAGAACCUUGUGGCGGGGAAAACUCAAACUCCAGUUUCUCGCACGGCCCAUACACAAUGGAAGAAUACGAAGCAAUGUUGCUUGACGAUGAUUCACCUCUCUCAUCUCCGACUUCUUCCACUUGUGAGGAAAUGUCGCAGCUUGAUGAAUUCACAAUGAAAGAGAAGCGCCAACCAUCCCCACCCAGCCAAGCCCUGUGCCCGAUAUGCCGUAAGGAAGUAGACUGGGCUUCGCUAGAACUGUUCAAAUCAAAGCCGAAGCAACGUAUUCGCGAACAGAUGAUGUUUUGUGAAUCACACAAACUCCGCAGUGCGAUGGAUUUGUGGCGUGACCGAGGGUACCCCAACAUUGAUUGGAAUGGGUUUGAAGAGCGUGUUCAGAGCUAUUUCCCCGAACUUGAAAAACUACUUGUCCCUGGUGCUUUCUCUUAUUACCGAAACAUCCUUAAUACCUCUUUCACACCAGGGAAAGCGAGAAACUCCCGUGUUAGAGUGGAUGAUGACAAGACACUUGAGACGAUGACCUGUGGUUAUUAUGGUACCAGGGGUGCAACCAGAAUACUAGAAACAAUCAUCCGUCGGUUUUCUGUGGUUGUACGUCGCCUGGCGACUACAGAUGAACUAAUCAAGACGGCGGGCGUGGCUGGCUACACACAAUCUGUCCUUGUGCCUGAGCUGGCUGUGCUUAUGGUUAAGGAUGACAUGAAAGUUAGCGACGAAGAUGCCCGUCGGAUUAUCAGGGAGAGUAUGGACAUUGGUCGAAGAGUCCAUCCAGACCUCAAUGUUGUCCCAAUACCGGAAGAUGUCGAAGAAUCAUGA